Molecule: messenger RNA, 654 nt
Organism: Penicillium antarcticum
Lineage: Eukaryota; Fungi; Ascomycota; Eurotiomycetes; Eurotiales; Aspergillaceae
Exons: 3
Coding region: 1-654 (217 amino acids)
Source: RefSeq, a predicted model, not a curated record
AUGUCCAAGCGACAGCCCUCCGGGCGGGUGUCUCGUGUCGUUUCACGGGGUAAUGGCCUGCCUCUCGUGUCGAACCUGAUCCGCCCUUACCAAGAAGAUGCUUGGGAUGAAGAUGGUUACCAGUCCUUCGACGCCACUCAUUAUGCCCUAAAAUCUGUGAAUCAAUCCAUUGAACGACGCCUGUUAAAGCUUCAGGCCAACACCACGCGCCUUAAGCGUGAGCUGUGGCUGCUCCAGCGUCAUAUCAAGGAGUUUCGCCACCCUCUCUUCGAAGUCUGGGAAGCCGACAUGCUCACACGGCUGAUCGAGGUUGCAUACGCUCAUCAGCACCGAAAGCUACCGGGCGGCGUCGUGCUCGGGCAGUCGAGCUUCGCGGAACGUGAGAACCUCACGCAUGCGUUCAGUAUUGCGGCGAAGGGGAUCCGUCAGGCAACACUUUCAAAGCUUGGUCUCGGCGAGAAGUAUCAUCAGGCCCUGCAGCGAUAUACAGAGGUUGCACCCUAUCGAAGCGCGAAUACCUUUCAAACAGAGUUCGCCUUCGCCAAGUGGCUGGUCGAGGAACAGGAGGACCGACCAGAGCUGUAUGCAUUUUGGUCCAAGCUUUUCCCUGUCUGCUACGACCGCACCGCCCAAGAGAGCGCCUCCAUCUUCUGA